CUUGACGAAGACCUCGCUGCAAAACGCAUAAAAAUAAAUCAGGCUUCGUCUUCCACAGACCAUUCUGUCCUCACACAUUCAAGGUUCUUCCCCUUUCCAUCGAUGUCACAACAGCAGGUGGAACUACCCGAGGACGAUCUGAUGCCCAGUUCACGUAUCCCACACCCCCUAUCUGAUAAAGAAAAUCUCCCCGAUCAUGCCGACAACGUUAUAGUAGUCGAGGAAUUGGACGAAAUUCUUGAAGAGCCCCGGGAUCCUGUUACACAAGAAGAUGGGUACCUGUCACCUUCCCCAUCCUACUUCCGAUCAGCCACACCUGAUCUUUCUUCACCUGUACGGCCGUAUAACCCCGCACGGCAUGAUCGUCGUGACGGAGACGACUUCGGCGCUGAUAUCGUCCCCAGCCCCACGGCAGUGAGAACAAUCACGCGACAUGCCUUGCAUCAAUGUUUACUGCCUAAGAAAGAGAAAGUUAGUAUCCUCGUUCGGGAAACGCCGCCGCCGAUGAAUGACAUUGGUUCUGCCGAUGAAAUCGAAGGACCUGACUUGCGUGAUGUUCUCGACAUUGAACCGCCUUGGGAUAUCGAUGCAAUCGAUGAUGAUAUAAUCACUUCGGCAUCAUCAUCAUCCACUACUGGUCCUAUUACUCCGGAAGACAACGGUACGAAUGACGAAUUUGACAUAGAUGGAUCGGCUGAA
Messenger RNA from Suillus plorans, 699 nucleotides. RefSeq lists its product as uncharacterized. The annotation marks the transcript as partial. Lineage: Eukaryota; Fungi; Basidiomycota; Agaricomycetes; Boletales; Suillaceae. The transcript has a single exon. The record is from RefSeq and is a predicted model, not a curated record.